AUGUCAGCCCCACUCCCUGACUCUGGGAUCGACGCGCAGGACGCGCCUCCCCCUUACGAUGCCGUGUCCAGCCCGGGAGCGCCGGCAGACCUGCCACCAGAAAAGGCACCACUGCCAGACGACGUCAAGGAUGAAGCUGACUCAGCGCUCGGUUCAGUGCCUCCCCCGCCGUUCACGGUCACUCCCGGCACGCUCAUCCUGGAUCCCGACGCCGUGGUCAUACGAGGCGCCGUCGCGGGAGGCAGGCCGCUUUACCAGCUGUCGAGGCCGCUCAACGGCCACGCCAUGUCGGUCACCCUGAUGCAUGUAGACCAGUAUCGGGCUAUGAAUGAUGAUGACACCAUGCGGACGACAGUGGAACAAGACAAUCUCUACCGGAUCUACGCGCAUCGCGACCUGGCCAACAUGAAUGCACAAGUAGCAGAAGUCAGUGCGCAGAAAGCGAGACAGUUCCACGGCGUCCGUCUGAAGAAGGGAAGCUCCGUUGGCCUGACUGGCGUGAAGGAAUUCUUCGAGGCAACCUGGGGUGAUGAUCUCAACAGGAAAACCGUAUACCAAGCGCGGCAGAAGAAGGGGGUUCUUGACUGGCGAGAUGGCACAGAUAGGCUUGUUGCUGUUGACAACCUGGCAAUUCCCCGGAGAUCCCAGGCGGAGAGCCUCGACAUCCUUGUCUCCCUGGACAAGAGGAACCUGGAUUUCAUCGUGGCUCUGUGGGUGGCUCGGAUAUGGCACGACACCCAGGCCGAGGGGCAGAAAGAGGACAAACAAGACGCCAAGCGGCGCAAGGCCGAGCAGAAACAGCUUGACAAAGAGGAAGGCAGGCCGCAUGGGCCGGUCCAUGACAUGAAGGAAGCCUUGGGGAUCGGAUAUGGAGUGAAGGGUCCAUCUAAUGGCCUUUAUCCAGGAGGCAUGCCUGGCACCGACCAGAGCGGGCAGAUCAACUGGGGCGGGUCGAAGGGGUGA
This is a messenger RNA of Diaporthe citri, 963 nucleotides long. RefSeq lists its product as uncharacterized. The record is from RefSeq and is a predicted model, not a curated record. Bases 1 to 963 code for a protein of 320 amino acids. Lineage: Eukaryota; Fungi; Ascomycota; Sordariomycetes; Diaporthales; Diaporthaceae. The transcript has a single exon.